AUGAAGGAUUUUCCAUCUUGUUUUGGUGAGAACGGGGUUCAAGUUGCGGAUUCUUCGUCUUCAAGCGCUAACAAAAGUGCCCAGAACGUGGUUACUUGUGUUUAUCAAUGCAUGGUUGGUGGUAGUUCCUGCCUGAUUACUGUCACAUGGAGUAAGAAUUUGAUGGGGCAAGGCCUUGGUGUAGCGAUCGACGAUUCUUCAAGCCAGAGUCUUUGUAAGGUGGAUAUCAAACCGUGGGGAUUUUCCAAGAGGAGAGGUUGUAAGAGUCUAGAUGUUCGUUCUUGUAAAGUUGAUGUGUAUUGGGACCUUUCUUCGGCUAAAUUUGGUUCUAGCCCGGAACCUUUGGCGGGAUUUUAUGUAGGAGCUGUGGUGGAUGGAAAAAUGGUUCUUCUUAUUGGGGAUUUGAAGAAAGAAGCUUUCAAGAAGACCAAUGCCAACCCAUUACCCUGCAAUGCAGCUUUGAUUGCCAAGAAAGAGCAUGUUUUUGGUAAAAAGUUGUAUGGUACGAAGGCUGUGUUUUGUGACAAUGGCCAAAUUCAUGAUCUUUUGAUUGAGUGUGACACUGCAAGUGUUAGUGAUCCGACCCUGGUAAUUCGCAUAGACAGCAAAACUGUGAUGCAAGUGAAGCAGUUGAGAUGGAAGUUCAGGGGGAAUCAUACUAUCCUUGUAGAUGGUCUUGCAGUGGAAGUUUUCUGGGAUGUUUAUAAUUGGCUCUUUGGUACAUCCCUUGGAAAUGCUGUUUUUAUGUUCAGGACAAGCCUGUCAGCGGUGAACAAAUUGUGGGCUGGCCAACCGCCUUCUGAUUUGCCAUUGUCUUUCUCUGAGAGAUUUCCUGAGACCAAAUUGCAGGGUCUUGGUUUCUCGCUUAAUUUGUAUGCUUGGAAGGGCCAGUAG
This is a messenger RNA of Sphenostylis stenocarpa, 894 nucleotides long. NCBI's taxonomy places the organism in Eukaryota, Viridiplantae, Streptophyta, Magnoliopsida, Fabales, Fabaceae. The record is from the annotation of a GenBank genome assembly.